AUGUUGAUCAUAUUGAAGAAAGGAAGCAGUAUUCGGACGGUGGAAAAUGUCCGAUUCGAAGACGCCCAUAAACCAACUGUUAAUGGCAGAGUUUUAUCUGACAUUCAAAAUGAAGGAGAAUCAUUCCAGUUUAUUGAAUCAGUCUUGUGGUUUAAAACAUACAUGGUGUCAACUAUUUAUAUAGAUUGUGAUAAACGUGACAUUGUGUGGUAUCGAACUGAUAUUGAACCAUUCUACUUACAUACUGAUACACUUCUUGAAGGCUGCCCACCAAAUGGACAACGCCUUUUUGAAGAAAUUGACAUAUAUGAUUAUGACCCAAUUGUAGAUGAAUUGACUGAUCAUGCCAUUGAAGUUAUGGACCUCAUUUAUGCUGGAAACAUAAACAAGCAAAAGUUCAUGUGUGAAGUGGUGCGAAUCAUUCAUUGCUACAUUUUGCCCUCUUUACGUUUUUCUAUUCAAGACAUACCAAGACUUAAUAAGGCAGCAGAUCAUGUAAAUUCUUUACUUGAAUUGACUGAAAAAGAAAUUGUUGAUAAAGGAAAAUCUGUGGAUUUAUCUACAAACAAUUUAGAAAAGCAACGACACAGACUUAUACGAACGGAAAGCAUGCAUGUAGAAUCUCAUGUCAGAUGUUGCAAUAAGGAGUUUCUGUCUUUUUUCCUCUUACAUAUAGAAAAAGAGAUUUUAGGUCUUGAUUCCCAGCUUCUACAGGUUCAGCAGCACAUUAAUAAAAUCCAUGAUACAGAUUCUGUGACUUCAGAGUUGAGGCAAUACCGCCUAGAUAGAGAUAGGGCAUUCUAUAGACUUGAAAAGCUACAAACUGUGCGGGAGAAUAUUAAGAAUGUGACAUCACGUCCAGAUAAAUUGAAAAGGUUGAAGAAGAGUGUGAAGAUUAAACAAAAUGUGUUUCAUGACAUUUAUAAAGAACUUUCUAUCAGACUGCAAGAGCAAAAGGAAGAGCUUCAUAAACUUGUGUUAAAAAAACUGAAAAUAACUACAGUGAGAGAGGCAAUUAAGAAUUCUCUGAAAGAAUUGGAAAGAGGGGGAUUGAGUCCAACUUCGGGUCAUCCAAGAACCUCCAUUACUGAUGGUAGUGAAUACUCUCUUGAUGUGUUAGGUGGAAUUUUAAGACCAGAAUCUUGGAUGACUAUAGACGAUAAGAUUAAAAAUGCCUUAUGGACUCCUGAUGGCGAAAUAAACCUGAUCCAUCGACAAACUGUAGCUCUACUGAUAGAGAAAACAAAUGCAGCUUUGAGUGAGAUGAAACAGUUUGGAAUUAGGAUUGAGUUUGGUGAUGAUUUACGUGGUCAUUCGAGAAUCUCAUCACUUCUUGUGGAGGACACACUUACAUUAACAAGAUCAUCUUAUGUGAAUGACCAAAAUGAUUUGGUUUCCUCUUUAACUUCCAUCCCUGAAGCUCAAACCUUGCCAAUAUCUGCAGGCAGUGAAAGUAAUACUGACCCACCACAUGUUUUUGAUUCCAGUGUUGAUGAACAUUUUUUAACAUUAGAGAAAGAGGUUGACACAACAUUACUAAGAGUUGUUGGAGAAUCUUCCAGAACCAAGCGAAGUACUAGAACAUUAUCCCAAUCUGUGAGUGAUGAAUUGGCAGACUUAUCAACUAGUUCGCUCAAACGUUCCAUGUGUGACAUUGGCCAGGAUUUCCGUAACAGCAUCGAAAAAAUGUGUAAUUUAUUUUUGACAACCAUUCCAGAAAUAGAAGAAAGACAUUUUAAUAAAUUAUGGAUAAGCUAUGAAGCUAUACUUUGUGAUAAGGUGAUGAAAAAAAUGUUCGAGCUCUACACCGCUGUUUAUAAGAAACCUUGUCAUACACUUUACAAAUCUUUGGUCAAACUUUCCCUCUCAGAAUUUAUAAUUGAUGAUAAAUUUUUCAAGAUGUUGAUGCGACAAAGUUUUGAAGAUUUGAUGGAUAUCGAUAAUAGUUCUGUUUCAUCUUCUGAAGCAAGUUUGGGACGCUCGAAUUCUGACGUUGAGUCUUCCAGUCGCAAAUCUGUGAGUAGUCUGGAAAUUUCAAAGUGUACACUAGAGCAGCUUUAUUCACUGGCAGAUAAAGAAUGUGAAUCUGUUCCAGAUGUGAUUCACAAUGUUUUAGAUCCACAUUCAUUUGCAAAUAAACCCAGAUCUAUGAGUUUUGAUUCAAUGGCAACUUAUACAGAGAGUGAACAAGUGCUUCAUGUGGGUGACACACAUGCAUCAAAAACUGUAGAAGAGUGUUAUAAAGAAGCAUUAGAAAAACUGUUAAGUCCUGCUGUGGAAUUUAUCAAAGAAGCAAUAGCAGCCAAGCCCUUGCUGGAGAAAUUACGAUGGUUGACAAAGUCAUUCAGGUUUAUGAAUAAUCAACUGGUGAAGAUUAGUGAUGGUGAGUCGUCAUGCUGUGAUGACAUGUUAACUAUCACUACAGCCUUAAUUCUUGAUCUAGAUUGUGAUUUAUUCACAGGUCUUUAUGCAACAGUUAACUUACUAAUCGAUCUCAAGGCUCCUUUCCUGUCUGGUGGCGUCCAUGAUUACUGUCUCACAAACUUCUUUGGUGCUUUUCAUUAUUUAUUUGAUAAACAAGUCUUGGAGAGAAGGGAAGCAUCGACUUGUUGA
This is a messenger RNA of Lottia gigantea (owl limpet), 2613 nucleotides long. RefSeq lists its product as hypothetical. The transcript has a single exon. The record is from RefSeq and is a predicted model, not a curated record. Lineage: Eukaryota; Metazoa; Mollusca; Gastropoda; Lottiidae. Bases 1 to 2613 code for a protein of 870 amino acids.